AUGCUAAAAGACAGAUAUACCACCGCCGUGCAAAUUGGAAGAAUCUACGAACCUUCGAUAGAAGGACCCAUCUCAGACGCUGAGGAGACCUUUGCUGUCCAAACUCGGUCCAUGAGAGAGGCAGAUAAAGAAGCAAACGAAGAAAUGAAAGAAUCAGAUGACGAAGAUGAGGAGUCUGACAAGGACCAAUCCAUGUUUGACGGAGGCAACGAAGAUGAAGCAAAAGAUGAUUGGAGGAUUCCGAUCCACCAGUAUCUGGACAAAGGUACCUUACCAGCCGACGUUAAGGAAGAACGAGAGCUCGAAUCAAAAGCAGCAAUGUACAACCUUCGUGCUGGAAUACUGUAUAGGAGGUCGUUUCUCGUACCACUAAUGCGGUGCCUCUCACGAACCGAAGGGAGGAAAAUACUCCAAGAUAUCCACAGUGGAGAUGCAGGCAACCACAGCGGAAGAAGAUCCUUGGCGGUCAAAGCCAAAAUGCAAGGAUACUAUUGGUUAACCAUGGACGAAGAUUAA
Papaver somniferum (opium poppy) is the source of this 516-nucleotide messenger RNA. RefSeq lists its product as uncharacterized. Bases 1 to 516 code for a protein of 171 amino acids. The transcript has a single exon. The record is from RefSeq and is a predicted model, not a curated record. Lineage: Eukaryota; Viridiplantae; Streptophyta; Magnoliopsida; Ranunculales; Papaveraceae.